Penicillium brasilianum is the source of this 255-nucleotide messenger RNA. The record is from the annotation of a GenBank genome assembly. Lineage: Eukaryota; Fungi; Ascomycota; Eurotiomycetes; Eurotiales; Aspergillaceae.
AUGUCCGUGCUGGACGCCUCGAAGGGCAGCUCAAUCGGUCGGGUCACACUGUUGGAUGAAGGCAUCAUGGAUGUACCGGUACUUCAUGGCCAACCGCUUCAGAUGGAAGGCUCUCUUCAUUCUGGUACCCCCUGGCUGGGCAAAGCCUUGGCACUGCCGUCAUGGCGCAAGGCGCACUGGAAACAGUUAUGCAUGCCGAGACGGCCUACUACUACCGUCGGUAAUGCGGCAUCGCAAACGAACGCCCAGGUAUGA